Messenger RNA from Paramecium sonneborni, 293 nucleotides. NCBI's taxonomy places the organism in Eukaryota, Ciliophora, Oligohymenophorea, Peniculida, Parameciidae. The record is from the annotation of a GenBank genome assembly.
CUUAUCUAAUAGCAGAAAUAGAAUAUGGUCAAAAGCAACGAAUAGAAUUUUAAUUAUACUUAAUAAAUUAUACAUCAUUCUACACCUGAAUACACCCCAGAAUCAGGAGUAGUUAUAUAAAAAUUUAUUAGGUUCAGGUCAUGUACUAUUAUUUGCAGAUAAAGAAGUAGCUGAUUUAUCUUAAGAAAUUGGAAUAUUAUCAUGUGGAAUCUAAUAAAAAGAUUUAUCAAGAUAUUGAACAUUAUAUUGGUUUACACUUAAAUUUGAAGCAAUUUAAAAAAAUGGAAAAUUGA